AUGUCCAGAAGCAGAUGCAACUUAAGAAUAGAAAGGUUAAACACUGCUUUGGGCGGAGGAUUACCUAUUGGAUAUAUAACUGAAAUAUAUGGGCUAGCUGGCUGUGGCAAAACUCAAUUGUGUUUUCAAUUAGCAAUUAAUUGUUCUAGAAAUACAGAACACACUAUACUUUACAUAGAUACAAAGGGAGAUUUUGAAGCAUUAAGAAUUCAAAAAAUUUUAGAUCACCUUGGUUGUUCGCAUCAGGAAACGGCGAGAGUCUUGCAUAAAAUAAAAAUCAUGCAGAUAUGGACUAUGGAGGAAAUAAUUGAAUUUUUGGAAAAACUAAAAAGUAAAAUUAUUAUUAUUGAAAAUUUGUCCUUGAUAGUCAUAGAUUCACUACCAUGUCUGAUGUUUCAACACUUUGGAGAUGAAAACAAAAUAGGUCUAACUUAUUUGAAUAUCCUAGUAAACCAUUGUCGAUUUCUUGGCAAGAAUUACCAAAUUAGUGUUGUAUGUGUCAACAUACAAACAAGAUGGGUUGAAAAAGAUUAUUUAGAUUGUGAAGAACAGGAAGAUCAAGAAAGAGAAGUUUUAUAUAAAGAGACGUUCUAUCGUCGCAUGAAAAGACUGUAUGCGGCAUGGAAGGCUGCAGCUGCUGAUUCUAAAAGCGAUGAUGUAAUAUCUAAGGCUGACUGCUUGGUUUCUUGUGUUGGUGUCGAUGAGGAUACAUUAUAUAGUAAAUCAACAGCCCUACAGACAUGGUUAUUUGGAUAUGAGUUACCAGACACUAUAACAGUUCUCACAGAAAAUAGUAUGUGCUUCCUCGCUAGUAAGAAAAAAAUUGAGUUUUUGAGACAAAUUGAAAAUGGAAAGGAUGAGACAGAGUUACCUCCAGUGAAACUUCUUAUUAGAGAUAGAAAUGAUAAAGAUAAGGAAAAUUUUAAUAAGCUCAUACAAGAGAUUAAAAAAUCAAAAUCUGGCAAAACACUUGGUGUAUUUGCAAAAGAUAAUUAUCCUGGUGAGUUCUGUGAAAGUUGGAAAGCUGCCAUGAAAGCAGAAAAGUUUGAAAAUGUAGACAUCAGCUCUUCCAUAGCAUUUCUUAUGGCACCAAAAGAAGACUCUGAAAUUAUUACUGUUAAGAAAGCAUGUUUGGUCACAGUUGAUGUAUUCACAAAAUACUUAAAGGACCAGAUAAUGGAAAUUAUUGAUUCUGAUAAAAAAGUUAAACAUUCAAAACUUGCUGAAGGUGUGGAAGCAGCUAUAUCCGAUAAAAAAUAUGUCACUGGUGUUGACACAAGUCAGGUGGAUAUGUGCUACCCGCCUAUAAUCCAAUCAGGAGGGAAUUACAGUCUCAAGUUUAGUGCAGUUUCUGAUAAGAAUCACCUGCAUUUUGGCUCCAUUGUAUGCUCCUUGGGAGCCCGCUAUAAGUCGUACUGCUCAAAUAUCGUCCGUACAUUGCUGGUCAAUCCUACUGAUGAAAUUCAGAGCAAUUACAAUUUUCUCAUAAACCUAGAGGAAGAAGUAAUGAAACAUCUUGUUGCUGGUGCCAAAUUAUCAGCUGUUUAUGAAGCUGGCUUGGAACUUGCUAAGAAGGAAAAACCUGAUUUGGUUGAUAAUCUCACAAAGUCAUUUGGAUUUGCAAUGGGUAUUGAGUUUCGAGAGAGCUCAAUAGUUAUUGGACCGAAAACUGCUGUUGUGGCUAAAAAAGGAAUGUUGUUUAACAUUAAUAUUGGUUUAGCCAAUCUCACAAAUAGUGCUGCUACUGAAAAAGAAGGGAAGACUUAUGCACUAUUUAUUGGUGAUACGGUAUUAGUCAAUGAAGAACAACCGGCAUCGCUACUUACACAAUCUAAAAAGAAGAUAAAGAAUAUUGGCAUUUUCUUGAAAGAUGAUGAUGAAGAGGAAGAGGAGGAAAAAGAAAACAAGACAGAAAUUCUCGAAAAUGGAGGUCGAGGCAAAAGAACAGCCGUGAUAGAGUCAAAGCUUCGAACAGAACAUUCAUCAGAAGAGAAACGUAAGGAGCAUCAGAGAGAACUGGCGAUAGCCCUCAACGAAAAAGCUAAGGAACGACUUGCGAAACAAUCUAGUGGCAAAGACAGUGAGAAAAUCCGAAAAAGUACAGUUUCAUACAAAAGUGUUAGUCAGAUGCCUCGGGAAAAUGAAGUGAAAGAACUGAAACUGUAUGUUGAUCGAAAAUAUGAAACGGUGAUAUUACCAAUAUUUGGUGUACCCGUACCAUUCCACAUCUCCACUAUAAAAAACAUCUCCCAGUCAGUUGAGGGUGACUACACAUACCUUAGAAUAAACUUCUUUCAUCCUGGUGCCACAAUGGGCAGAAAUGAGGGUGGAAACUAUUCACAACCUGACGCCACAUUUGUUAAAGAAGUAACCUACCGCAGUACAAACACAAAAGAACCUGGUGAAAUAUCACCACCGUCUUCCAAUCUUAACACUGGCUUCCGUUUAAUAAAGGAAGUACAGAAGAAGUUCAAAACGCGGGAAGCGGAAGAAAGGGAAAAAGAGGAUCUUGUCAAACAGGAUACAUUAGUACUCUCCCAAAGUAAAGGCAACCCAAAACUAAAAGAUUUGUACAUAAGACCAAACAUUGUCACAAAAAGGAUGAGCGGGUCGCUAGAAGCGCACACAAACGGUUUCCGAUUCACUUCGGUCCGAGGGGACAAAGUGGAUAUUUUGUACAACAAUAUUAAAAACGCCUUCUUCCAGCCGUGUGAUGGAGAAAUGAUUAUUCUAUUGCAUUUCCAUUUAAAACAUGCUAUUAUGUUUGGCAAGAAGAAGCAUGUGGACGUGCAGUUCUACACGGAGGUGGGCGAGAUCACGACGGACCUGGGCAAGCACCAGCACAUGCACGACCGAGAUGACCUCGCCGCAGAACAGAGCGAACGUGAGCUUCGACACAAGCUGAAGGUCGCCUUCAAGAGCUUCUGCGAGCGCGUCGAGAACAUGACCAAGCAAGAGGUAGAAUUCGACACGCCCUUCAGAGAGCUCGGCUUCCCCGGCGCGCCGUUCCGCAGCACCGUUCUGCUGCAGCCGACUUCGGGCGCGCUGGUGAACCUCACCGAGUGGCCGCCCUUCGUGAUCGCCCUCGAGGACGUGGAGCUGGUGCACUUCGAGCGCGUGCAGUUCCACCUGAAGAACUUCGACAUGGUGUUCGUGUUCAAGGACUACGCGAAGAAGGUGGCGAUGGUGAACGCCGUGCCGAUGAACAUGCUCGACCACGUGAAGGAGUGGCUCAACUCAUGUGAUAUUCGCUACUCCGAAGGCAUACAGUCUCUCAACUGGACCAAAGUUAUGAAAACGAUCACCGACGACAUCGAAGGCUUCUUCGACAACGGCGGCUGGUCGUUCUUAGAUCCGGAAUCUGAUGCCGAAGACGCGGCACAGGACGAGGAAUCUGAAGAAGAAGACGACGCCUAUGAACCGACGGAUGUCGAGUCUGAAGAAGAGUCGGACGAUGACUCCGAAUAUGACUCUGAGGCUUCUGACGCGUCUGAGGGCUCCGGUGAUAGUGAAGAGGAGGACGAGGAGUCCGGCAAAGAUUGGUCGGAUCUGGAACGGGAGGCAGCGGAGGAAGAUAAAAAGGAGCGCAACUACGACGAUUUCGAUAGGAAGAGGAAAGGCGGCCGCGAUAUGCCGCGCAACUUCGACUCGGAGGAAGGCCGCAGCAAGAAGAGCAAGCACGACAAGAGCUCCAGCCACAAGAGCUCAAGUCACAAGAGUUCCAGCUCGAACCACAAGAGUUCGAGUCAUAAAAGCCCCUCUAAACACAGCAACAGCAGCCCUUCGAAAAACCGCGACAAGCACCACAAGUCGUCGCAUUCGGAAAGAGAUCACAAAUCCUCCCAUAGCAAGUCCAACAGCAGCAAAUCCAAUGGAGACCACAAGAAACACUCCAGCGACAGCAAGUCUCACAAGCGCUCCAGAGACGACAGUCGGGAUCACGAUCGCAGUUCCAAGAAAGCAAAAAAA
This is a messenger RNA of Iphiclides podalirius (scarce swallowtail), 3969 nucleotides long. The record is from the annotation of a GenBank genome assembly. NCBI's taxonomy places the organism in Eukaryota, Metazoa, Arthropoda, Insecta, Lepidoptera, Papilionidae.